AUGAAUGUAUAUAUUUUUCCUGUUUCCCUCAGUCUUAAUUUUUAUAGUCUGCUUUUAUUUAAUUUAGAUUACACGAAAAUGAUUUAAGAGCGAAUUAUUUUAUAGCGAAUCGAUUGUGAAAGAAGUUGUAUUUUUGUUAUAUAAGACGAUUUUUUCUCUAAGGAAACGGUAAAAUCGGUAGAUUGAAUUGCAGCGAUAUAUAUGCGGGUAUACCGCUAAUAACAAAUGUCCGAUAAGACUCACACGAUACGAACCGGGUGUUUCGAGUGGAAUCGAUCAGCCACGUCACGGUCCAAUGUUUUUACAUUUGCCGUAAACCUCAUUUAUGCGAAUUCAUUUCUUUAUAAUCGCGUUUGUAAAUAUGUGUGUGUAUGUGUAGCGUUAGCUAUAUUCCUGUAGCGGAAUUUCAAUAUUGUCGGUGCUCAAUUUCAUGAAUAUCGCGUGCCGCCUUAGGCAUUCAUUGGCAUACAGUCAUAGCUUUUAUUACUGUAAACACACAGAAACCUUUACGAUUCAUAUCAAGAUAAAUAUUUCUCAGUUCUCUUACGAUGUUAGGAUGUCGUUUAAAUUGUGUUAUGUAGGGAAAAUUUAUAGACAUAAAAGACAUUUCUCCUUGAUUCGCCAAAGGGGAGAAGCUUGAUUUAAGCUGAAUAAUGAAACGAUUAAUCAGAGUCUGUAAAGCAAGAUUGACGCGUUGUAAAUAUUGGACAAGUAGGAUAGAGUUCGUCAAAUCUUCAACAUCGCAAGUAUACAGGAUUACGUGCUUUAUUUUCACUUAUAGAAAGGAUCUUACAAGAUAGGCACGAUACAUUCAAGCGUGCUUUUAUCAAAUAACACUAUAACAAAAUAUUAUCGCUUCAAUGUCACGUUCACAUCUACCUUUUUCUUAUCGAUUUUAACAUACUAUUAAUAUAUCUUUUAACACGCGUUAAAGUAUAAAAAUAAUUAAUCGAUCGCGAAAACGUGCGCAAAAUUUUCUCUUACUACGAGACUUAUUCUUUUAUUCGAAAAGAUAGUUUGGGGAUAAUUAUUUAUUUUUGUGGUAUAUAUUUUGUGUCUCUCAAGGUACUUGUAUAUGCGACGCUAUCGCUCGUUAUAAAGUAUAAGACGAUUCUCGCCAAAGUGGGGGGAUGGAUGGGGGUGGUCGAUAUUAACCGCGAAGCACUUUCCUUCGCGGAGAACGCGGUGGCAAUAGUCACAUGCCGGCCGCGGUCGAGUAUACUCGCUGUGUCUCUCUGCUGCUUCACUUAAAUGAUUUGUAUGCGCGACUUAUGCACAUGUCACUGGAAGCAUCGAUGAGCGAUCAGGCGUCAUCGGAUUCGCGAUCGCGGGAGAUCAUGAGGGAUAAUCGGUGGUUCCUGAAGGACGAGACGUAGGAGGAUAUGUCCGGCUGCUUGUCAUCAUCUAUGACAGGAUCGACAGAUGCGGGGCCCCUGCAGCCCCAGGAAGAUCCCGCGCCGCCGUCGACCUAUGACCUCAGACCGUUGUCAGAGGGCAAUGGCUCGUCGGCCCGCCGAGGCAAUCGUCAUCGUCAUCAGCUGCGACGUAGGAUGACGUCCGCCCCAUCGUCCGGACAAACGAUACAGCUGACUCCACUUUGGGAACACGUAGUGCGUACGCGUAGGUUUCCAUCCGAGGUCGACACGCAGGCCACCUUCGUUGAGAUCUCCGAGAGACUUCGAGACCCGGAAUGGGAAGUGCGCCAGCAUGCUCUGCGGGUACUAAUGGACGUUCUACCAACUCUGAAUGCCGAUGCCGUUGACAAGGUCAUGCAACCGGUGGUGCCGGAGCUGAUCAAUAAUUUAGGGCAUCCAGCGCCGGCGGUACGGAAGGGUGCCUUGGACGCGCUGCGGGUCUACCUCGUUCAUACCCCCAACAGAGACAGCGUGGUCAAAAAUAUCCUCCACGACGGCUUGAAUCGACCGGAUGCUCACAAUCCGUUUCAGACGAAUGUGACGACGGGCGUGAUUUUGAGCGCACCGUUGCUACUUUUUCCGUCAUCUGACAGUCCCCCACCGACUAUGCAGAUCCUCAAAGACGCCACGAUCGCCUUCGCUGCACGGUUGGUUCAGGUACCGCACCAGGAGGCCGCUCUCAAAUCCCUUAUGAAGAUUCGCAAUGAGGUCGGCGACGAAGAAUUCGAGAGUUAUUUAGCUGAUUACGACGAUAAGUUGAAGAAGAACAUCGAUGUUCUUUCAAAGAUUUACAAUAUCAAACCGAGCAAGAGGAAGCGAGAGAGAAAUCACGAGCAGGAUAUCGUAAAGGCCGACAUAAAGGAGCAGCGUAUCUUGAACAAAUCCUGGGACAGCGAUAGUGACACUUCCGGUAUUGCCGAGGAAGAGGACGAGGCAUCGAACGCUAUACCGCCGGCGAGAGUCGUUUUGGAGACCGAAAUCAAGUUCAAUGAAGAGACGGCCAUCACGAUGACGAUUCUGGAGGAGAAGGACGAGAACGAGAGCGGGGACGACGGGACCGGUAAGGGCGAAAAUCCAUCCUCUCCGAAUAAACGGAAGACGCCCAGACGCGUCCGCUUCGGCGGUGAGAUCGUCAAGCUGAGGACACCCGACAGCGACGAGACAGAAUCGAUCGAGAUAACACCUAAGACGAGGAUCCCGCUUCCAGUGUCGCCGGCCACCAAAAUGCCGGAAACGACGAACCGGAGACGACCUUCGUCGCAACCGUGCAGUCCCCACGCGGGUGAGAAGCGGAGAUCGAGGAGGGUUUCUAGAUCGGCAUCCAGCAGUCCCAAGAGAGAAUAUACGCACAACGCGCAACUGAGUCCUAAGAAAAGUAUUCUCACACGAACGGAUGGUCCUCUCAUUAUCGACCCCGUAACGGAAGAAAUUAAGAAAGUAAAGAAAGAUAAGAGAAACGGCGAAGCAGUUUCAGAGGAUAAAGAUUCUUUUAAGGUAAACGAUAGUUUAAAAGAAAUUAACGAGACAUCGAGGAAGGAAGAUAACACCUUAGAUCAGACAACUUUAGGCGCGGCAAAUAAAGAAGAGAAACCGAUGAAGAACAACGAAAAUAAUCGAGCGAAGGAUGAAAAUAACAUAUCCAAGGUAGCUCAAGUUGCAAUCGCAGUACCGAAGAAUGUGUCCUCGAAAGGAGAACAAGCGAUUCUCGAAGAUAAUCAUGCGGGCAUGAUUGACGAGAGCGUUUCCGAAACUACCUCGCGACGAGAAAAAAAUUCAUCGCCGACUAAAUUAUCGAAUUCGAGUGGUCCAAAGACGGUCAAAGAUAAUAAGGACGACAAUCUCAAAAUGGAAAAAGAACGCUCGAACAAAGAUGUUCGGAAAACAUCGGAAAGCAAUUUUGUUAGCGAUUUUUCCAACGAUCUUCCAUUCGGAUCGCCGGUUAACGGCGAAUACGAAGCGCAAAUAGAUCGCCUGGUCGGCGGUGAUUUUGUCGACGAUGAUGAACGGGAGGAUGUGCGUAUUUUCGGCUCGAUUACGGACGAUCGUGCGACGAAGAACGACGACGGCGAAGGACGAAGGAGACGCGGUCAAUGCUUUGACAGGAAGAGCAUGUCGGAGGGGAACGGAAGUGUCACUUGCAGCAGUAGCGAGGGUGAGAGUAAACCGCGAGAACCUAGCUGGGAGGAACUUGGAUUGGUCGGUCAAGAGGUGUUGGAUGAUUUGCAUAAUAAGGUGAGUGGAUUCGAAAAUAUUUCCGGAUAAUUGCAAGGUUAAUGAGUACACAAAAUAUUUUAUAUAUGUGUGUUGCAUGUG
This is a messenger RNA of Formica exsecta, 3728 nucleotides long. RefSeq lists its product as uncharacterized. The record is from RefSeq and is a predicted model, not a curated record. NCBI's taxonomy places the organism in Eukaryota, Metazoa, Arthropoda, Insecta, Hymenoptera, Formicidae. The transcript has 4 exons. Bases 1383 to 3677 code for a protein of 764 amino acids.